Molecule: messenger RNA, 801 nt
Organism: Erythranthe guttata (spotted monkey flower)
Lineage: Eukaryota; Viridiplantae; Streptophyta; Magnoliopsida; Lamiales; Phrymaceae
Gene: TT1
Product: C2H2 and C2HC zinc fingers superfamily protein
Biological process (GO): anatomical structure development; regulation of gene expression
Cellular component (GO): nucleus
Molecular function (GO): DNA-binding transcription factor activity
Source: RefSeq, a predicted model, not a curated record
AUGGAGGGUUCUUCGAGUAAAAAUUUAGCCAGCAAUAAUAUUUUUUCUUUUAACCCUAUUUACCACAAAGACCGUAUCGAAGCUUACGAUUUUUUUCCGAAGAAAUCACCGUCUUCUUCAUCUUCAUCUUCUUCUUCCUCAACAUCGUCAUCGACAAAAUCUUCCAUCAAAUUUUCGAAGUUGUUUGCCGAUGAAAACGAAAACGAAGAUUCUGCUGCGGUGGCUCUGCAUAUCGGGCUUCCUGAUUAUUGCUCGACAAAUGAUAGUAUCAAGAAAUUCGAUGCGAAUAAUUCAGCAGAAAAGAGCAGCUGUCCGUACUGGAUACCUACACCUGCACAAAUCCUGGUUGGCUUCACUCAUUUCUCUUGCCACAUUUGCAAGAAAACCUUCAAUCGCUACAAUAAUCUCCAGAUGCACAUGUGGGGACACGGCUCGCAGUUCCGGCGGGGCCCGGAUUCGUUGAAGGGGAGUCAGCCACGUAUCAUGGUCGGAAUACCGUGCUAUUGCUGCGAAGAAGGGUGCAGGAACAACAUAAACCACCCUAGGGCGAAACCGCUGAAGGAUUUCCGGACGCUGCAAACGCAUUACAAGAGGAAACACGGGACGAAGAGAUUCUCUUGCCGGAAGUGCGGCAAGUGUUUGGCCGUGAAAGGCGACUGGCGGACGCACGAGAAGAACUGCGGCAAGCGGUGGCUCUGCGUCUGCGGUUCCGAUUUUAAGCACAAGAGGUCGCUUAAAGACCACGUCGCUUCCUUUGGUUCCGGCCAUGGACCCUCUACCGCUGCUGCCGCCUACUUUUAA